Messenger RNA from Cuscuta campestris, 2361 nucleotides. Lineage: Eukaryota; Viridiplantae; Streptophyta; Magnoliopsida; Solanales; Convolvulaceae. The record is from the annotation of a GenBank genome assembly.
CAGAGAGGGUUUGGUGGAAUGGGGAGAUGGUUAAUCACAUUUUUUAUGGUGCCCUCUUGCAAAUAGUGUGGAGGCUCGUCAGGAAGGUAGAAGGUCGUAAAUUUCAUCACAUUACCUCGAGCUACAUAUCUGGUUAAAGUCAUAUCCUACAAGGAAAGCGCGAAAUGAAUGCUAUGGUCUCUAUGGAGUAGAUUUCUCCCUUGCUGCUGCUUAAGAUAAGGUUCCAUUGUUUGUGUCUCCCUCCAUCAAAGAAUUAUCAAUCAAAACCCCAAAUCUCCUUCGCGAGCUGUGGCCAACACUCACUCACACACGCUUCCUUCGUCUCCCUCGAGCAGCAGGUAGCGCGCGACCGAAGAAAGAAAUCUGAUUCUUCCCCUCUGUAUCGUCUCUUCAUCAAUCAAAACCAACGCCAAAGAAGCUUUCCUUUUCAUUUCUUUGAACAAAGAUUCAAUCUUUCUCUGGAGCCCUCCAUCCCGCCGGUCUCAAUCUAAUCGAUUCCGGAAUUUGGCCCCUCCCAUUGAGACCCAAUGACCGCGACUGCUCUGCAAACCUCGCUUUUACUCAAGCCGCUCUCUUUCUCGUCCUCUUUCCCUUCGCCCUCCCAGAGCCGCCUUGGAGCUGUUUCUUUGAAGCAGCAUCGGUUUUCUCGCCAGCUCAGAUUGACCCUCAGCUGCACUGUGCGUCCCCGCAGUGUGAAUUCUUCGCGUGAAGAGCCAGAAGUUACUGAGUUGAGAAUCGGAGAUGGAGGGGACGGCAGAAUUUUGGACAAAAUUGACCAGAGUGGGGCGGAGGUGGGGAGUAUUGGCUCCAUGGAAGUGCAAGAAGAGGUAAAACCAGAGGGUUUAGUUGAGAAAGCAAAGAGGCUUCCGGUUGUGGUGUUCUUAUUGGGAUUGGUUGCUGGGAUUAAGAAAGGGUUGCUGUGGAUUUUACCGACUGAGCUUUUCGAUUGGGUGCUAAUGUGGAAGCAUGAAAAGAGAAUGCAGUUGUUGAUAGCAGAUGCUGAUGCUAACCCCAAUGAUGCGAAUAAGCAGAGUGCAUUGUUAUCUGAGCUGAAUAAGGACAGCCCGGAGUUAGUCAUCAACCGAUUUGAAGAUAGGGCUUAUGCGGUAGACAGUAGAGGAGUUGCAGAAUAUCUCCGAGCUCUUGUGGCCACUAAUGCUAUUGCUGAGUUUCUACCAGAUGAGGAUUCUGGAAAGCCUUCUACUCUUCCUUCCUUGUUACAAGAGUUGAAACAACGUGCCUUAGGGAAUUUGGAUGAUCCAAUCUUGAACCCUGGGGUUUCUCAGAGGCAGCCAUUACAUGUUGUCGUGGUUGAUCCUAAGGAGUCAAAAAAAUCACCACGUUUUAUUAAUGAGCUUCUCUCCACUUCCGUGUUUGCACUUGCUGUUGCUUUGCUAUGGUAUACGGCUAGUGCCGCUCAAAAAUAUAUUGGUAGUAUAGGCGGUGUAGGUGCUUCAGGUGCUGGUUCAAGUUCAUCUUUUUCCCCUAAAGAGUCAAAUAAGGAAAUCAAGCCUGAAAAGAAUGUCAAAACAUUCAAAGAUGUCAAAGGCUGUGAUGAUGCCAAAAAGGAGCUCGAGGAGGUUGUCGAAUACCUUAAAAAUCCCACUAAGUUCACAAGGCUUGGGGGGAAAUUGCCCAAGGGCAUUCUUUUGACUGGAUCACCUGGAACAGGAAAAACUUUACUGGCAAAAGCAAUUGCUGGAGAAGCGGGGGUUCCUUUCUUCUAUAAAGCAGGCUCUGAGUUUGAAGAGAUGUUUGUGGGAGUUGGUGCACGUCGUGUUAGAUCGUUAUUUCAAGCAGCUAAGAAGAAGGCUCCUUGCAUAAUUUUCAUUGAUGAAAUUGAUGCCAUCGGGUCAACUCGGAAGCAAUGGGAGGGUCACACCAAGAAGACGCUGCAUCAAUUACUAGUUGAAAUGGAUGGUUUUGAACAGAAUGAGGGUAUUAUCUUGAUGGCUGCAACAAACUUGCCGGAUAUACUUGACCCAGCUUUAACCAGGCCGGGUAGAUUCGACAAACAUAUUGUUGUUCCAAAUCCAGAUGUUCGAGGUCGUCAAGAAAUACUAGAACUCUACUUAAAGAACAAACCUGUUGAUGUUGAUGUUGAUGCAAAUGCUAUUGCUCGUGGAACACCAGGCUUCAAUGGGGCAGAUCUUGCAAACCUGGUGAAUAUAGCUGCUAUUAAGGCUGCUGUUGAAGGUGCUGAGAAGUUAACUGCUUCACAGAUGGAGUUCGCAAAAGACCGGAUAAUGAUGGGUACAGAGCGGAAGACUAUGUUUCUAUCUGAAGAGUCCAAGAAGNAAUUUUUUACAAACUAACAAAUUUACUUAUUUACAGGGACCAGAAUAAAAAAGGGUAUUUUUU